UCGCGGUCCAAGGCGUCGUGGAGGCGCUGCUGUGACCAAUUGGCGCAAAAGCGUGUGGAGCCGUCUACGCGCAGCUGCCGUCACUCGCGAGCCAUACCUUCGCCACACCCCACACCCCUCGCGUGGCCAUGCCGCCCAAGAGCGGCACCGACCUGACGUCGCGCGGCGACGACGACGACCCCGACAAGUACAAGAGCACGCGCUACAACCAGGUCAACGCCGACGUCGAGGACAUCUACCGGCAGUGGGACGAGCUGGUGAAUGAGGAGCAGCUGCGCGAGUUGAGCCGGAUCGUGCGCGACCUGGCGGCCGACCCACCGGCCGACGGCAAGGCCCUCGAGCACCAGCUCAUGCUGCACCGCAAGCGGAUGCGGCGCGCAGACACGUUCCGCAAGGCGCAGCUGCUGCACGCGUACCACUGCCUCGUCUCGCGCGGCGAGCUGGAGGCGAAUCCGCACCUGCACUCGCUGCUGGUGAAGAAGUCGUCCAAGUCGCAGUCGGGCGUCCUCGUCAUCACCGUCCUCACCUCGCCCUACCCAACCUUCACUGAGCCCGAAUCGGGAAAGAAGGUGAAGCAGCGCUUCUCGUGCGCGUGGAACUGCUACUACUGCCCGUCCGAGCCGGGGCAGCCAAAGUCGUACUUGCACGACGAGCCCGCCGUCAAGCGCGCCAAUGAGAACGGCUUCGACCCCGUCAUGCAGCUGACCGACCGCGCCGCCACUCUCGCCCAGAACGGCCACCCCGUCGACAAGAUCGAGCUCCUCGUGCUGGGCGGCACUUGGUCCUCCUACCCGCACGUCUACCAGGAGGAGUUUGUGCGCGACCUCUUCUACGCCGCUAACACCUUUUGGCAGCGCGAGAAGCGGCCUCGGAGGGGGCUGCUGGAGGAGCAGGCACUCAACGAGACCGCCGCCUGCAAGAUCAUCGGCCUCACGCUCGAGACGCGGCCGGACACCAUCGACGCGGCGGAGCUGCUGCGCCUCCGCCGGUACGGGUGCACGCGCGUGCAGCUCGGAGUGCAGCACACCGACGACCACGUGCUCAAGCGGAUCAACCGCGGCUGCACGACGGCAGACACGGUGACGGCCCUGAAGCGGCUCAAGGACGCCUGCUACAAGAUCGACAUCCACCUGAUGCCAAACUUGCCCGGCGCGACCGCAGCGGUGGACCGCGCCAUGUUCGAGCGCGUGCUGAGUGACCCGCAGCUGCAGGCCGACCAGUGGAAGGUCUACCCGACCCAGGUGGUGCCGUGGACCGUCAUCAAGCGCUGGUUUGAGGCGGGCAGCUACGUGCCGUAUGCGAGCGACCAGAUGUUUGAGCUCCUCAUGCAGGUCAAGUCGCGCGUGCACCCUUGGAUCCGGCUCAACCGCGUGGUUCGAGACAUCCCAAUGCAGUACGUGUCUGGCGGGCUCGACGUCCCGAACUUGCGCGAGGACUUGCUCGCAGAGAUGAGGGACAAGGGGCUCACUUGCCGCUGCAUCCGAUGCCGCGAGCCAGGCGCCGCCUCGAAGAAGGUGCUGCCAAGGCAGACGCUCGUGCGGCGCGUCUACGCGGCGUCGGGCGGCGCGGAGCACUUCGUCUCCAUCGAGUCCGCCGACCGCGCCACCCUCCUCGGCUUCGUGCGGCUGCGGCUGCCGCCGCCCUGGAGCGACGCGCCGGAGCACCAGCCGCCGUUCGAGGAGCUGCGCGGAGCAGCGCUGGUGCGGGAGCUGCACGUGUACGGGCAGCUCAUCGCCACCGCCGACAAGAGCAACGCCGACGCGCAGCACACCGGCCUCGGUCGCACGCUCAUGGCCGAGGCGGAGGCGACCGCGCGCGCACACGGCUUCCGGCGAGUCUGGCCCAGAUGCGGAGGGCGCGUCGCCGUGAUCGCGGGAGUGGGGUCGCGCGGCUACUACCGCAGGCUCGGCUACGCCCUCGACCCGCGCCCGGGGCUCUUCAUGAUGAAGGAGCUCGCCUUCCUUGCGCCCGGCUGGAGACAGGCGCUCCUCCCGGCGGCACGCUGCGCGCUGAUCGCGCUGCUCCCGCCCCUGCUGCUGCUGCUGCUGGCGUGGGUCAGCGCGCUCGGAUGCCCCGACGAGGCGGCCGCGGGGCACCCGCAUAGCCUCCGCUCGCUCGCGCGCUGCGCCUCCGCCUUGGUGUAGUGUCCCUGUCCGGACCCGCCCGUUGGACUCUCCGGGUCACGAGAUAAAGCUCUUCUUGGACAACUCUUUUUGGUUCUCUCGACGGAAUAUACGCAACACGCCGAGUAAUUUAAGGUGGUUCUUGAGAGUUGUAU
Molecule: messenger RNA, 2278 nt
Organism: Emiliania huxleyi CCMP1516
Lineage: Eukaryota; Haptophyta; Isochrysidales; Noelaerhabdaceae
Exons: 17
Coding region: 129-2144 (671 amino acids)
Biological process (GO): tRNA wobble base 5-methoxycarbonylmethyl-2-thiouridinylation
Cellular component (GO): elongator holoenzyme complex; cytoplasm; nucleus
Molecular function (GO): iron-sulfur cluster binding; catalytic activity
Source: RefSeq, a predicted model, not a curated record